CUCGGGAUCCAUGGAAGGAAGGUGUUUCAGCUACAUGAAUGCCUGCCUGUCCUGGGCAGAUUCUUAAAAUAUUUGCCCAUCAGCAGCCUCUCAGAGAGGAAUGUUAAAUGCUGCCAUGAUGUCAAAGGGGCCCCGAGGAGAAGGGCCUGGGCCAAGCCUAGCCUGUCACUCAUGGCCACGGCAGAGUGGGAGAUAAGCAAAGGCAACGGCUCGUAGGAAGCCUGGUCCUCUGGGCUCCCUGAACAACCCAGGCAGUCCCUAGCUAAAGAACAAUGAACUUCCAGACAGCACUGCCCAAGUGAAAGCCAGAGGUCUGUGGCUCUUCCGAAUCUUCACCCUUGGAGAGUCUUCAUCAGGAUGUCAGGAGCCCCUAAGGAGAGUUUGGGGCCCCAGGGGCUGCCGGGGCUGGGCAAGGCCUGCUUAACCACCAUGGACAAAAAGCUCAACAUGCUGAAUGAGAAGGUUGACAAACUGUUACAUUUCCAAGAAGACGUGACGGAGAAACUGCAGUGUGUGUACCGAGGCAUGGGCCACCUGGAGCAAGGCCUGCACCGGCUAGAGGCCUCCCGCGGUCUGGGCCCGGCUGGGGCCGACCGCUCCCCACCGUCUGAUGCUCAGGCUGGGUGGCCGGAGGUCCUGGAGCUGGUGCGGGCCGGGAGGCAGGAUGCCGCCCAGCAGGGCGCCAGGCUUGAAGCCCUCUUCCGGAUGGUGAUGGCUGUGGACAAGGCCAUUGCCUUGGUGGGGGCCGUGCUCCAGAACUCGAAGGUGGUGGAUUUCAUCAUGCAAGGGAGUGUCCCCUGGAGGAAGGGAAGCCUGGCCGACGUCCCUGAGGAGAACAAAGAGCGAGUGGAAGAGAAAGAAGCAAAACCAAAGCACACGCUGAGCACCAGAGGUGUACAAGCUGAGCUCAGGGGCCCUUGGGAAGAGUGCCAGAAGGCGGACCUGCCAGAAGGGACAGGAUCUGACCUUCCUACCCAGGCAGAGGCCCCACCAGAGCAGAGAGACGGAAUUUCUGGCCCAACUCAGGUGCGCCCAGAGGUGGAAGUCCAAGCUCCUAGAGCAUCCAGCGAGAACCCCGGGAUUGGCCUGGAACUGUCUGUGGUGUCUGAAAGGGUCAGUGAGGCUCCCACUGGGCAGGAGGCUGCAUCGAGUGCAGGACGAGGAACAUCACCCAGUAGGCCUGACCCUCGGCCCUCGGCGGAGGGCAUGAGGCUGACUCCAGCACCGCCAGCUCAGGCCAAGGCAGCUCACUGUGGUGGAGAAACACCUCCAAGGAUCUCCAUCCAUGUGCAGGAGACAGAUACCCCUGGGGAACUGCUUGUGACACGAGGGGGCAGCCUCAGAACCUCACCCCCUGCUGAGACUCCAGCAGCUGUGCCUCCAGGUGAGCAGGACCCACCUGGGCCCAGGUGCUGCCCCCAGGUCCCUGGAACUGAGUCAGGAAAACCUAUCCUCAGAGGAGCCAGUGUGAGAAAGCGGAGCUGUGACGGGGGAGCAAAGGCCAAAGAGAAGCAAGGACCUGGGUCUGAGCUGACCAUGGCGCCAAGCAGGGCCAGGAGGGACAAGGGAGUUGAUUCCGGGGCCCCAGGCCCACAGCAGGACACAAACCCAGAAGCAGGGAACCCUGACCCUGGGAAGGACUGCAUGGCUGGGGGUGCAGGCAGUGCUGAAGCUGGAAGCAGGACACCCCCAGGAGCUGAGGCGGGCAGCCUGGUUCUAGACGACAGUCCAGCCCCGCCAGCCCCUUUCGAGCACCGGGUAGUGAGUGUCAGGGAGACCUCGACCUCAGCGGGCUACACAGUGUGCCAGCAUGAAGUCCUGGGAGGGGGCCGGUUUGGCCAGGUUCACAGAUGCACGGAGAAGGCCACAGGCCUCUCGCUGGCGGCCAAGAUCAUCAAAGUGAAGAGCGCCAAGGACCGGGAGGAUGUCAAGAAUGAGAUUAACAUCAUGAACCAGCUCAGCCAUGUGAACCUGAUCCAGCUCUACGACGCCUUUGAGAGCAAGAACAGCUUUACCCUCGUCAUGGAGUAUGUGGAUGGGGGUGAGCUCUUUGACCGGAUCACAGAAGAGAAGUACCACCUGACUGAACUGGAUGUGGUCUUGUUUACCAAGCAGAUCUGCGAGGGUGUCCAUUACCUCCAUCAGCAUUACGUCCUGCACUUGGACCUCAAGCCUGAGAACAUACUGUGUGUCAAUCAGACAGGACACCAAAUUAAGAUCAUUGACUUUGGGCUGGCCAGAAGAUACAAGCCUCGGGAGAAGCUGAAGGUGAACUUUGGCACUCCUGAGUUCCUGGCCCCAGAAGUCGUCAAUUAUGAGUUUGUCUCGUUCCCGACGGACAUGUGGAGUGUGGGCGUCAUCACCUACAUGCUACUCAGUGGUUUGUCCCCAUUUCUAGGAGAAACAGACGCAGAGACCAUGAAUUUCAUUGUCAACUGUAACUGGGAUUUUGAUGCUGAUACCUUUGAAGGGCUGUCAGAGGAGGCCAAGGACUUUGUCUCUCGGUUGCUGGUCAAAGAGAAAAGCUGCAGAAUGAGUGCCACACAGUGCCUGAAACAUGAGUGGCUGAAUAAUUUGCCUGCUAAAGCUUCAAAAUCGAAAGUUCAUCUCAAAUCCCAACUAUUGCUGCAGAAAUACAUGGCUCAGAGGAAAUGGAAGAAACACUUCUACGUGGUGACUGCUGCCAACAGGUUAAGGAAAUUUCCAACUUGUCCCUAAUCCUCAACUCUGCUGCUCCCAUGGGCCUAGAAAUUACUGGGACUGGUGGUGACAUUAUGACUGAAGAUUCUUAAUAAUCUGGCUUUCUACUUAUUUUGUUUCAAAAAGGUUAUGACUGUUGCCUUCCUUGUGGAUGAAAAGUGGCUAUAAGAAAGUGACCUAAGAAUUUUUUCUGGUUUGUAAGAUCACUGAGUGGAAAUGAUGUGGUUACUUGUCAAGUGUACCUACUUUGGGUGAUAAGUAUAGGCAUGCUUUAAGUAGUAGGUAGGAAAACUCCUACUUUGCGUAUGUCAACUUUAAAGUCAGCUUACUUUGAUUAAAGAACCCAGUGGACUAUCACACAGGGCAUGUCAGUGUUACCUCCUCCAGUGCAAAGAAUUCCUAGCAUUUUGAUUUGCUCAAAAGUGAGCUGACAUUUUGUACUACAUUUGUUGCUCUAGUGUGAAGCAAUGUAGAUUUAGGGCAGAGAUCCUCAAACUUGUUUUAGCUUGUACUCCCUUUUGAGAAUCAAAACAUGCAGACCUCUGCCCUCUCCUAAUUCUGCCCUGUCCUGACACUGGCAGUCUCCAUACUGACCUGUCUUUCUCAGUUAUGAAUCUAUGGUCUAGUAAGUCUGGGAACUGAUAUGUAAUAUGUGAAAAGAGAAUGCAGUGGUGUUCAGCUUUCUGAGAGAAAUACAGAAACGAUGGAUUGUGAGAAAUCAAAUGAAAACUGCUCUCCUCCUGCUUUAUGGGGAUAGAACGGUCACUUCACUAACUUCAUGAAAUGAGUAACAAGGAAUGCUUUAUUAUUCAAAAGUAAAUAUUCCUUUUAAUUUCCUCACUGCUAACUUGAUUUUCAUGGUAUUCCCCAUUACUGUCUUGGGUCAGCAGUUUUUACUUUUAGUUUUUAAUUAGCCAUGCAACAGUUUCACAUUUUUUGUCCCAUAAUACUUUUUUUUUUUUUUAAGUACAGGACAUGGGUGUGGGGAGAGGGGCAGAAGAUGAAGAGAUUAAUCCUCCUGAUGCAUUUCUUUGGUUAUAAUGUUCCUCUGGAACACUAAUGCCUGUUGGGAAGCUAAGAUUUUCAGUACCGGCACACCUCGGCCUGCUGCAAGCUGACUGGCUAGUGGGUGAAUAUCGGAAGAGAUGGCUGCUGGAUCUCUCUUUCAUGGGCCAGUAACAGUGGCUUUUAAGGUGUUUUGAAAGCAGCCUCAGAAAGAGCUAGAGGAUAUCUAUAGUUCUAUCUAUAGUAUGGUUCUUCCCCUCCACAGGACUUCACAUUGGCGGGGAAUGCUAUGAAUCUUCUCCCCAGAAAAAUGGAGUCUCCCCAGUUAGUUAUUCUAAUCUAGAACACCACUACCUAACAGAAAUAUAUGAGUCAAAUACAUAAUUUUAAAAUGUCUGAUAGCUUCUCUUUUUAAAAAAUCUGGUAAAAUUAAUUUCAAUAAUUUAUUUAGCAUAAUAUAUCAAACAUUUCAAUAUCUAAUCAUUAUAAAAAAUUAUUCAUAAGCUAUUUUAUAUUCUUUUUUAUACUAAGUCUCUAAAAUCUGGUGUGUAUUUUACACUUAAAAUAUACAUCAGUUCAGAUUCUAGGUUUUUAUCAGACAUAAUUUGUAUUUAGAUUUCAUAAAAUUUACUGUGGAAAAAUAUAUUCACAUGCUCAAGUUAUUCAAAGCAUCUUAAAUAUUUUCUAGUAUUUUUACAUUUAAUAAAAGUUAGGAAUUAGGAAUUCAGUUUUACAGUUGCAUUAACCACAUUCUAAGUGCAUUUAGCCACAUAUGGUUUGUGGCUUCUAUAUGACAGGACAGAUCCAGGGAAAAUCUAACAGUUAUCAAAUUUCAAUUUUCCCUCAUAUGCUGUAAUUCUCUACCUAAAGAAACAACUUUUCUCCAAAGUCCCUUUGAGGGAUUUGUUUAGGCCAGACCCACACAAGUGAGAGUUACUGCAGAAGUUAGCCUCUCUUAUUUGAAAUGUGAAGCUUUAAUUUUCUGGAUAUAUUAUUUAAAAUUUUUUGGAUAUUUUUAGUUGUUGGUAUGUACUUAACUCAAAAAUUUUUUAGACUGACGCUUUGCUAGUAUUAACUGUUUCUAAUGGGACUUUUUAAUCUGAAUGAACAGUCAUUAAAAACUUCUGAGAGACCCAAUAUAAAAUAAAAUUUUUUAAAAAGAAAGAAAACUGCUCGGCAGAGGAAAUCUGAAAGGUAGUCAUGACCCACAUUUUAUCUAUCAGAUUUAGUGGGGGUGUGGGCAAAACAGAAUUUUUCACUCUUGAUGAAUAUGUAUCCAAUCCAAAUAAAAGUGAUGCCCACACUUUCACCCAGCAAUUCCGUUUCUAGAAAUUUAUCCCUCAGCCAUAUUUGAACCAGUGGGCAGAGGUGUAUGCAAGAUGACAUUUACUGUAGCAAAAUGGCCCAAUGAACACAACCUACAUGUGAUUAUCAGUAUAAAUUUAAAUUUUGCCACAUACGUAUAGGAGGUUGCCUUGUAGCUGUUAAAGAUAGAUCUUGAUGUACUGAUUUUUGUUAUGAAAAAAUUAUGGAACGUAUAUAUGGUAUUAUCCUAUUUGUGAAGUUAUGUUUAUAUAUGUGUUAAAAUUUUCUAGGUUAUGCAAGAAACUUAACAGUGGAACGUGGAAAUUGGGUGUUGGGGAGAGAGGGAAUUUUACUUGUCACGUUAUUUCUGAAUUAUUUGAAUUUUUUAACAAUAAGCAUGUAUUGCUUUUAUAAUUAAAAAUUAGCCACCUCUU
Molecule: messenger RNA, 5444 nt
Organism: Budorcas taxicolor (takin)
Lineage: Eukaryota; Metazoa; Chordata; Mammalia; Artiodactyla; Bovidae
Gene: MYLK3
Product: myosin light chain kinase 3
Exons: 14
Coding region: 358-2718 (786 amino acids)
Biological process (GO): protein phosphorylation; intracellular signal transduction; positive regulation of apoptotic process
Cellular component (GO): cytoplasm; nucleus
Molecular function (GO): protein serine/threonine kinase activity; ATP binding
Source: RefSeq, a predicted model, not a curated record